Messenger RNA from Meloidogyne enterolobii, 359 nucleotides. Lineage: Eukaryota; Metazoa; Nematoda; Chromadorea; Rhabditida; Meloidogynidae. The record is from the annotation of a GenBank genome assembly.
UUCUAGAAAUCCCUAUAUACUCAGGACCAAGAAGGUCACGUUCACUUUACUAUUUCAACGAUACACGUAUAAGUAGGGUGCCCGACGUUAUUCCAAUCGAACCCCGAAAUACGAAGCCUAAACGUAAAUCCGGACUUUUUUCGACCCGAAACGCGAAACCCUUGAAAAUUUUCUUAACCCUUGAUAUGGCACUUCCCGUUAUUAAGGUUGGCACUUAUAUAGCACUUUCCGUUACUAACCUGUACGCUCGUUUUUCGGUUACCCACAGUUUCGGUUUCGGGUCGAUUAAUUGUUUGUCUCCAAGCCUACUUGAUAUCCAUAAUACUCAUAAGUUGUUUGACUCUGUUUACUCUUCUUAA